AUGUUGGGAGGGACUGGUCUCAGUGGACGCGGCGUCUUGCCCGCCGUGGCCCGGCAACGGUUGUAUGCCUUCUCUCGUUCCAGCCGAUCGGUUUGUCCUCCGCCGCAGUCAUCUCUUGUCGGCUCCAGUACGAGGUUUGUUGACUUUGCCCUACAGAUGUCCUCUUUCCGUCCGCAGACCCUGAGAACCGCCGUCCCAUAUGGUCAAUCCAAGCAGACGCUGCUUGGAACACGCUCCUGGCGCCCUGCCACUGCCAUCACCGGAGUGGCCGCCGCUCGCUUCAAUUCCACCUCUUCGGCUCCUUCAUCGACUACUGUCUCGGACCCGGCGGCCAGUGAUGUCUCUCUCGCACCUCAAGGAGAAGUCAACCUCAAUGAUCUGACCGCGGCUGAUAUCAAUGCGAUCCCGGAGCAGAUUGGAUAUUUGAAGCAAUUGGGCUUGGAUUUCGGCUGGGGUUUUUCGUCCAUGAUCGAAUACAGCGUUGAGCAUUUCCAUAUCAUGGGUGGUCUCCCCUGGUGGGGUGCGAUUGUCGCAACCGGUCUCUUCGUUCGUCUGGGUCUUCUGUACCCUACGCUUAUGGCUGCGGACACUAGUACCAAGCUCAACAACAUCAAGCACCUCACCACUCCGCUUCGGACGGAGAUGGUUCAGGCCAACUACAAGAACGACCUGAUGGAAGCGACACGGAAGCGGGCGGAGCUGAGCCAGCUACACAAGGACCACGGUAUCAAGCCCUGGAAAGCGAUGAUCCCGAUGAUUCAUAUCCCCUUCGGUUUUGGUUGUUACCGCGUCGUCAACAACAUGUGCAGUCUGCCGGUGCCCGGACUGACUACGGAACACGUUGCUUGGCUUCAGGACCUUACUGUCUCCGAUCCCUACUAUAUUCUUCCUUUGAUUGGAUCGGUCAUCCUACAUCACACUCUCAAGAAAGGAGGAGAGACCGGAAUGAACCAGAUGAAAGACUCUGCUUUCAAGAGCCUUUUCCUCUACGGCAUGCCCACCAUUUCGUUCCUGUUCAUGGCCAACUUCCCGGGUGCCCUUCAGCUCUACUUCUUGACCACCAGUGUGUUUGCUCUGGGGCAAACGUACCUGCUUAGCUCGGCUACCUUCCGGAAGAUGGCCGGUAUCACCCUGGUGGAUCAUAACGUCCCGAAGCCCGACGAACAGCCAAAAAACGACCUUGGCCUCCGCUUGAUCAACGAGGUACCUGACAAGGAGGCCGUCCAGAAAGCGGCUGCGGAGGCCGAACGCGAAAGGUUGAGUCUCAUUGAUCGUACCCUUGGACAAGUCAAGGAGACUGGGUCGAAGCUCAAGGAUGAGAUGCAGAAGAAGGUUGAGGAGUACCGGGGCAGCGGUCCUACCAAGAACGCGGAUGGAACUGUUUCCGCGGGCCCUCGACUCAGUGAGAAGGACCGCAAGCUGGCGGAGGACUACGAGAGACGGCGUUCUGAGGAGGAGGCGUGGAAGCGCGAGGAGCGGAACCAUGCCCGCCGCGAGGCUCAUCUGAGGGCCAUGGAGCUGCAGCGCCAGAAGGCUGCGCAGGCGAGCCGGCAAUGA
Aspergillus niger is the source of this 1557-nucleotide messenger RNA. RefSeq lists its product as uncharacterized. The coding region runs from base 1 to 1557 and encodes 518 amino acids. Lineage: Eukaryota; Fungi; Ascomycota; Eurotiomycetes; Eurotiales; Aspergillaceae. The record is from RefSeq and is a predicted model, not a curated record. Gene Ontology annotation, biological process: mitochondrial respiratory chain complex IV assembly; protein insertion into mitochondrial inner membrane from matrix. The transcript is spliced from 2 exons. Gene Ontology annotation, cellular component: mitochondrial inner membrane. Gene Ontology annotation, molecular function: membrane insertase activity.